CUGAAAUGUAUCUGUUUUAAAUUUCAUAAAAUGAAUAAUGAUGAAAUUUCACAAAAUAAAGAGACAGAUACUUCCUUACAAUUCUUACCCAGUACUUCAAUUGAACCAAGUAUAAAUGAAAAAAAUGAGAAUGAAACCUCCAAAGACAUUACUUAUAAUGAAAGUUUUGAAACAGCUUGUUCUAAAAGCUUUUCUGAAUUUGGUACAGAAAGAGGUAGUCAUUCAGAAUUUGGUUCGUCAUUAACAGUUGAUAAUGCACAGGAUAUUACUGAAAAAGAAAUUUCACCUUGGGAACAGUGGCUCUUUGAAAAAGAAAAAGAAAGACGAAAACAGUUUCUUAAAAAAAAAGAAGAAAGGAAACAAAAAUUAAUGAUUGAACAGAAAGAAAAGGAAAUAGAAUAUGAAAGAAAGGUUCGUGCAGAAAAUGCGUAUAAAAAAUGGCUUCAUAGAAUUCAAGAAAAUCAAAAGAAACAGUUUUUACUUCAAAAAGAAAAGACUGAAAAGGAAAAGAAUGAUAAAGAAGAAAAAGAAAAGACUAUCAGAAUACUUUCAGAAAAAAAAUUUAAACAAUGGAAGAAAGAGAAACAGAAACUAGAAGAUG
Molecule: messenger RNA, 601 nt
Organism: Centruroides sculpturatus (bark scorpion)
Lineage: Eukaryota; Metazoa; Arthropoda; Arachnida; Scorpiones; Buthidae
Product: coiled-coil domain-containing protein 34-like
Exons: 2
Source: RefSeq, a predicted model, not a curated record